Messenger RNA from Cottoperca gobio, 3376 nucleotides. RefSeq lists its product as uncharacterized. Gene Ontology annotation, biological process: negative regulation of gene expression; protein poly-ADP-ribosylation. Gene Ontology annotation, molecular function: transcription corepressor activity; NAD+ poly-ADP-ribosyltransferase activity. NCBI's taxonomy places the organism in Eukaryota, Metazoa, Chordata, Actinopteri, Perciformes, Bovichtidae. Bases 63 to 3368 code for a protein of 1101 amino acids. Gene Ontology annotation, cellular component: cytoplasm; nucleus. The record is from RefSeq and is a predicted model, not a curated record. The transcript has 11 exons.
AGGGACACUGUGGUUUUCUAAGAAGCACCAUACUUAAUAAAAGUUUGUAAGGUUUAGAGGAAAUGGAUGAAUACCAAUAUCCGUUGUUCUUUGAAGCGAAAGAUACGACCGACAAGGAAAAGGACAAAAUCAGGCGGCACUUCCAGAAAAGACGAGAUUCUGGGGGAGGUGAAUGUGGGACGAUCGAAAGUGCUGGAGGAAACGUAUAUAGAAUCUGUUUCAGGGAAAAAGAAGACCAGGAAAGGGUUUUGCUUAGGAAGUUUCAUACUAUCCUCCUUCCUUGUGGUGAACUACGUCUGACCGUGAGCCGGAACAAUCCGCCUCCGUCCCUUGAUCAGCCGUCCACCAGCCAAUCAGCGUCCACCAGCCAAUCAGCGUCCACCAGCCAAUCACAGACAUUCACAAAAGCAGAAACAAAAAGCCUUGAGAAGAUAUUCAGGCUAGAUAUUUUCCUCUUGAAUUUCCUGAGAGACAACUUUAAAGCAUAUAAAGUCUUACUGAAGCAACUCUCUACUAUUGGCUGCACAUUGGAGUUAGAUUUUGAUGAAGAAGAGGCAGUGGUUAGGGGGGAUAUUGAGAAGGGGCCUGGAGGAGCCUUUGGUUCAGCAGAGAAAUGGGAGAUACAGGUGGAUCGGGUCUUCAUCUGGCUCACUGAGUGCUACAUCUGUUAUCAUGUGGUUGAGACAAAUAAAGCCAAAAUCCUACUGCAGGACCUCUCCUUUGUGAGAGAUGAUAUCAAAGUGUACAGAGAUGGUGGUUAUCCUGUGGUUGUGGGAGAAGUUCAGGCUAUAAAUGAAAUCAUUACAAAAUUGGAAAAGAGCCUGCCAACACGGAAGGAAUUACCAAUUGUGGAGAAGCAGUUCAAACUGGUAGAAGAAGAGUUUAAAGGAGAAAUGCGCGCACAUUACCCAGAAGUUAAAAUCCUCACAGUCAACGCCAUCAUCAUCUUGGAGGGCCCUGACAUGGAGGUGCAGUCAGGAGCUACGAAGCUUUAUGAACUAAUUAAAAAGGUAAAGCAAAAGCGGGUUAAGGUCUGCCCAGCUUUAAUGAGUUUUAUACCAUCAAGCGGUGCCAUCUCCAAGUACCAGGCCCGCUUCCAGCAGAGCUUCAGAAAUCCUGUUUCCCUAGAGGUGGAGUCUGACCUGGUGCUGUCCAGUUUGUCCUCUAGCUCCCUAGAUGAGGCCGAGGCAGCGGUGCAGAGAGACUUUGCUGUGGCCAAUGUGCAGCUGGAGGGAGCUGCAGCUGUAACUCCAGAUCUAGAUAGAGUGAAGGAAAUCCUCAUCAAAGCCAAGAACGAGGCAAACAUUGGAGAGUUCAGGGUGGACGUCAGCUUCAUCCCGGGACCCAGUGGAACCGCAAGCACCAAAGUACAGCUGGUGGGCUACAGCGAAAACGUGAACAAGCUCAAAGAGGUUCUGCAUGACUACCAGAUCAACCAAGUCUGGACACAAGAAUUGCUAAACCUACCGAAUCCUAAUCUGAUCGACUGUUUCGAUAGGAUUGUGAACCUGAUAGGCAUGAAGCAGACUGGGGUGACCUUGAAAGCCUCUCAUUCGCCAUACCCUUGCGUGCUCGUGUCCGGUCCACGUUGUGAAGUCAAGAAGGCCCAGCAGAGCCUAACCUCAGUUCUAGCCAGUCUGGCGUCCGACACUGUGGCUCUACAUGGACCAGGGGCUCAGCGGUACUUCCAAGCAGAAGGUAAAGUGGGCAAGGAGUUGGUAGAGAGCUCCUGUCAGGUGAUCAUCAAGGAACAACCAUGUGUGCCGAUACCAAAUGUGAAAACUGAACCGCGAAGAAUGAGCAACGUCAUCAGCAGCUUGGCAUCCAGACUCCUCACCAGAUUGCCCUCCAAAACUAUUGGGAGCACGCCGGCCAUUAAGACGAGACUGGAGAUCAAGCUUGACAGUUUAGUGGAUACGCAGGUGAAUGUGAUGGUGGUGCCCAUGCUUAAAAAGGACCUAACUUCUACCAAGAUUGGUAAAUGUUUGAUGGAAAAAACCAGGAACGCAAUCAACUCAAAGUUUGAGUCGAAGGCAGCGAAAUGUACUGUUGCCCCUGGUGACGUUCUGCAGGUGGAUGCGCCUCCAUCCCUGGGCUGCUCCACGCUCUUCUUCAUUGAGUGCUUGCCAUGGGAUGGAGUCAGAGGACAGAGUGUGAAGGCGCUUGGUGACGGGCUGAAGAGGUGUUUGGAUCUUUGCGUACAGAAGGCCUUUCUCACGGUGGCCUUUCCAGUUAUCGGACCGGGAAUUGUUUUAAAAUACCCGAUGAAAGAAGCCGUUCAAGUGCUGACUGAGAACAUUCACCAGUUUGGUUUAUCUGCAUCCUCUGGGUCUCUCUCCACCAUCCAGGUCAUCAUUAAACCAGACUAUCCUGACUCUGAGGAGUGCUACCAUGAUGUCUACAGGCAGCUCAGCUCAAUUAUGAACCAGGGAGGACAAGCAAUCUUCAGCUCCCUCACCAGUGACCUCGAUGACAUCAGCAUGACAGUGGGAGGCGGGGUUAAACUACAGCUGGUGUUUGGUGACAUCACUAACGAGACUACGGAUGCUGUGGUGAACACGACCGACUUUGUUAACCUUCACAACAACGGAGUUUGCAAAGACAUCUUAACCAUAGCUGGACCAGAGGUGGAGGCUGAACUUAAAGCAGUAAAAGAGACCAAAGGAGUUUAUAUAUCCCAACCGGGAUUGUUCCCCUGUCAAGCCAUUUUACAUGUCUGUGGUCAAAGGGACGCAGUCGUGAUCGAACAACGGGUGUGUAGCAUCGUGGUAAAAUGUGCAACAUUGAGGUUCAAAUCUGUCGCCAUUCCUGCCAUCUGUGCUGGAACUGGUGGGUUGGACCCGGGUAUCGUGGCAGGUGCCAUCCUCCGAGGGGUCAAAACUGCCAUAACGUUGAAUCCUCUUUGCUGUCUCACUGACAUCCGCCUCGUCCUGAUUAAGAUCAAUGUCUUCUUGGCUUUUAAAGAGGAAGCAAUGCAAAUGUUUUCCACUGCUGCAAUCAACAGAGUGCCAGUACCUCAGAUUCCUAAUCUGCAACAACAACAGCAGCCCCCUUCGCCUGUGGGCGCAGAUCUAAAUAUCGUCCUUACCAGCUCCGUAAGUCAGCAGUCCGUCUUCCACGUCCUGGGUCUCUGCAGACAGGAUGUUGACGAUGCCAUAACAAAGCUGAAGGGUCUGUAUCAGGCUCAGUGCUCCACUCAUACCUUCAAAAAGGAGGAGCUGAAAGGCCUAACCCAGGACGACAUGAAGGAUCUGAAGCAGCUGGUGGAGACCGAGGGUCUGUACGUGCAGAAGGACCAGUUCAGCCAGGGCGACUUAACAGUGAGUGGGUUAAAAGACAAGGUCAAGCCAGGUGAUGCAGAUGAUUAACGCCUCUC